ACGUACCAGGAAGUUCAAUUCGUUGGAAUAAACGACAUGUUUGAGUCGGUGGGAUAAAAUCAUCUCCUUCUGCUACGUUAUGGAUCGUACCAAUAGUGAAAAAUAAGAGAUCCACAUUUUUAUUAUUCUUGUUUUGAAUCGGAUAUUUACAAAACCGACGUCAGGCAAUGUCGAAGGCUGUGAUGCGUAUCAACCCCUACAUUCGUAUACAAUGCUACCUACACAAGUAUGCCACAGGUCUAUGCAUUUGAUAACGUCUUUAAGACUGCCAGGUAAUACACAUGCAUGUUUAGUCGGAAGAAAUCUACGGAAUACAUGUAUUUACCAUGAGUGGUGACGGAUCUAUAGUACCAAGUAUUUUCCUGGAACCACAAUCGACGAUAGGAGCUCAGGAUCUAUUACGCCUAGGAGUCAAAUAUUAUGGAUUCAUCCGAAAACGUGGGCAAUUAGAAAGAACCCUACUGCAAAUACCGGUUCUAAAAUUAAUAGUAACAAAAUGGCGGCAAAAGUUUAUGGUGAUUUCCAAAGGAUGCUUGUACAUUUACCACGACGAGUUUGCUACGUCACCGUUCCAAUCAGUUUCACUAAGGGGAUACGACCAAGUCGUGAGGGAAAAAGCACAAGACUCAGACCGCAUGAAAAGCUUUAGACUAUUUUCGAAAGAACAGCAGGGACGCAAACAGUUUACGUUUGGAUCGGCAAGUGAGGAUGAUCGCAAGAAAUGGAUGAAAACCUUGAAAGAAGAAAUGUUGUUAGCCAACGAAGCUGUUGAAGAGGAAGAUGAAGAUUCUAAUGAUUUCAAUGAACAAGACGACGAACCGGAAGAUGAAUACACUUACCUUGAAAAGCAGGUCAAGGUCAAAAUAUAUCCUCCAGUAAUACCACCAAGAACUGUCGCCGCGAAACCAAAGACUUCAAGUAAAGCUAACAACAAAACGAAACAGCCAGAACCGGAAAGUGAUUCGGAUUCGGAUUAUGAUAAGAUAACUGAAGGGGAACUAGCCCAAAUACGGAGUUCACGACCCCCCUUACCAGCCAUUCCUGAACCAGAACAAAAGAUUAAAGUUCAGGUGCGAACGAAACCUAAGCCCUUACCCGCAGCUAAACCACUACUUAAUAAACAAGUAUCCAGAGACGAUUUUGAGUUUAAAGGUUCAGAUCGUAUACAGGUUCAAAGAAUUCUUUCAGCAAGAACUUCGGGAACGUACUUAGUCCGCCAAUCAAGAACGAACGAUAAUGAAGUAUUAUCAGUUCAAACCGUUGACGGCUUGAAAGAAUUUAGAAUUUUUGAAAAGGAUGGCCAAUAUAGUAUAGAUCACAAAGUCUUCUUCAAGACAUUAGAGCUGCUCCUUCAGCACUACAGUAAAGCUGAACUUCCCAAUCGCCAUGACUCUCUCAACAGAGGAUACAGCUGUACCGAUCUUACUGUGCCAAUGUAACAAUAAAUACAGAUUCCUUUAACUAAAUAGUAUUGUCUCGCAUUAAAGUAUAUCAUUCAUAUUCUCGGAUCCAAAGACAAAAUAUUGUAAAUUGCACGUUUUUUGUUUUCCUAUCUUGGCAUCUCUAUGCUAUCUGUUCUCGUAUGACAUUGGCUUUACCGAAGACGAUACUUAGUAUACCUAGUAUACCAAGUAAAAUAACAUGUAUAAGACACUCUGUCUGUGUACAGAUAAUAGCCGCCGCUUCAAUACUAACACAUGGAAUCGUAUCCGAAUAAGUCCCUUUAUUGUAACAGUGCAUUAAGUUAUCCUUGUCCAUGAUGCUGUUUUAUAUCGUAUUAUGUACCUCAUUCUAACAUUACAUGAUUUACGCGGAUGUACCGGUUUUCCUCAGGUAGAAAUGUUACGUUCACUUCUGAGAAGGAAC
This is a messenger RNA of Pecten maximus, 1866 nucleotides long. RefSeq lists its product as uncharacterized. The transcript is spliced from 14 exons. Gene Ontology annotation, biological process: signal transduction. NCBI's taxonomy places the organism in Eukaryota, Metazoa, Mollusca, Bivalvia, Pectinida, Pectinidae. Gene Ontology annotation, molecular function: SH3 domain binding. Bases 327 to 1439 code for a protein of 370 amino acids. The record is from RefSeq and is a predicted model, not a curated record.